This is a messenger RNA of Centropristis striata (black sea bass), 3623 nucleotides long. RefSeq names its product BRMS1 like transcriptional repressor a (gene brms1la). Gene Ontology annotation, molecular function: histone deacetylase binding. Gene Ontology annotation, cellular component: Sin3-type complex. Bases 245 to 1033 code for a protein of 262 amino acids. Gene Ontology annotation, biological process: negative regulation of transcription by RNA polymerase II. The record is from RefSeq and is a predicted model, not a curated record. Lineage: Eukaryota; Metazoa; Chordata; Actinopteri; Perciformes; Serranidae. The transcript has 9 exons.
GCUCAUGGGUAACGUAGUUUAGCGGCUGGUUGCCCGACCUUUAGUGAUGGGAACAUUGGUGACAGAGAACUACAUUUCCCUACACAAUUAAGAGCGCCCAACUAAGAUUUGUUUUUAGCUUAGCUUGGACACACGAGUGCAAUUGUAACCGAGGGAAAAAUAAGUUUAAGGUCCUUUUGCAUUUCUUUAAACAUUCUCGCUAACGGCCUGUACCUCCUCAUCUCUCUGGAGUUGACCUGCUGCCAUGCCGGUGCACCGUGACAGGGAGAAGAAGGAGAGUACAGCAGAAGAGAUGGAGGUGGAAGAGCAGGAGCAAGAAGCGUCCAGCUCAGAGGAGGAGGACUCUGACACGUCCUCUGUCUCAGAGGAUGGAGACAGCUCUGAAAUGGAUGAGGAGGACUGUGAGCGGAGGAGGAUGGAGUGUCUGGAUGAAAUGUCAAACCUGGAGAAACAGUUCACUGAUCUCAAAGACCAGCUGUAUCGGGAGCGUCUCAGUCAGGUGAACAGCAAGCUUUCAGAGGUGGAGGCUGGCCGUGCAGCAGAGUAUCUGGAGCCUCUGGCUGUACUGCUGGAGAACAUGCAGGUCCGCACCAAGGUGGCAGGGAUCUACAGAGAGUUGUGCCUGGAGUCUGUGAAGAACAAGUAUGAGUGUGAGAUCCAGGCAGCAUGCCAACACUGGGAGAGUGAGAAGCUGCUGCUGUUUGACACAGUACAAAGUGAACUGGAGGAGAAAAUUAGAAGACUGGAGGAAGACAGACACAGCAUAGAUAUUACAUCAGAGUUGUGGAAUGACGAGUUAUCAGGAAGGAAGAAGAGGAGAGAUGCUUUAAGUCCAGAUAAGAAGAGGAGACGACCUUCAGUGGUGUCGGGCCCAUAUAUUGUUUACAUGCUACCUGACCUGGACAUCCUGGAGGACUGGACAGCUAUCAGAAAGGCCGUGGCCACGCUGGGUCCCCACAGAGGGAAAGCCGACUCCGACAGCCCUGUGUUCCCGUUCAGACCAGACAGAAACAGACCCAUUCUCAACUGCUGAGGAACACACACACACACACACACACACACACACACACACAAUCAUACACAUGCACAAUACAUGCAAACAUAUAACUGACACACAUGGUGGCAUGAACAUUUCUCUCAAUCUUUCACUACACUCUUCAGCUAACAGCGACACCAGUCGGUAAGCUGCCUCUCGUGCCAACAGGCGCACACAAUAAGGACUCACAGGUUUGAAUCCCUUUAAAGGACAACAGGAAUAGAAACAUUAUUUACACUUGCAUGUUAGUUACCGGUACUUUUGGAAUUUUUACUUUUCAGAAAACUUUAUUUUUUUUCAUUCUUUACUCAUUUCUGCAAAUGUGAUGGGGGGGGGGGUCCUGUAAAUCCUUAUAAUAAGAAACCUCUCAAAAUUAUGAUUUGUUAUUCCAAAAAAGUUCUAGAUUAUUUUUAUGAAUUAGAAAUAAACAUUCUCAAAAUGAUGACUUACUUUUCUCAAAUAAUGACUUCUUUGUAUCUCAAAAUAAAGACUUUUAAUGACGUUUCUAAUUAUUUUGAGAUGCUAAGUCGUUUUUUGAGCAACUAAGUCAUUUUUUCGAGAGCCUAACUCAUGAUUUUGAGUCAUUGUUUUGUGAAAGUUUCUCAUUAUCAUGACUUACAGAAUGUUUGGGGUUUUUUUUAUCACAAGGGAUAGUGUUCAUCUUGUUUUUUCCUUUUAUUGACAGAAAUGGACUUCUGUAAAUGUCCCAUGAGCAGACAGUUAUAAGGAAAGUGUGAUACCCUGAGUUCAACCUUUUUAAGACUGAUCUCUGCUGAACCCACUGAAACUCAUUCCAGUAUUCAUUUCAUUGUGAUCAUUUAUUUUAAAAAUUCCUGCGUGCCCAAAAAAACACUAGUGACAGUUUUAUUCUUUAAAAUAGAUGUCCCAGAAUCUAGUGUUUGGUGAGAGUGCCGUUGUCUAUUUAGGUAGUCUAACAGUGUUGGCUGAACUGAAUUUAUUUGGUCUGUUCACAUAGUUAAAAUGAGUUUGAAUCUGACCAAAAAUUGUUAUUAGUACCCAUAUAACAAACACACCACAAGUCACAUGGAUCAUUCUGCUCACCAGCAGUUGAAAAGCCUUUGCAAACAUUUUGGAAGUUAGAAUCUUUAGGUUUUGUUUCACAGGCACCACAUUAUUGUAUGUAAUUGAAAGCACUGUGGUUUUAAAUCCUAAACCUAGAGGGUUAAUGAUACAGCUUCCAAUGACACAUGAGGAAAUGGUGGUUGAUAUAUGAACCUGGUUGAUUGUGCCAUGAGAUAUUUUUAAUUUUUGUACUUUUUUUAUGUGGACCAGUUUAAGUGUUUAAUGAUUACUUUUUGUUAUGGUGUUUUGGAAUAGUUAGCUAGUGAUUGUGUGACACAGUGCCUACUUUGGAAGAUAUUUUAAUUGUCCUGUUGUUUUGUUAAUAAGUGGUGCACUGUGCAUUUGUGAGAGUUUUUAAGUUUUGUUGUGGUUGAGAUGAUCACAGUGAUGGCAGUAUUUACAAUGCAACAUAACUAAAUAUAAUCUAUAAACCAAAUUCAAGGAGGGAGUAUGCUUCUACUGGACACUGACAUUUAAGCCUUCAACUCAGCCUUUACAAACUGCCAGUGCACUUCCUCAUACCAGCAGCAGCUCUGUGUGUAACUGGUGUUAAGAGCGUAGCAAAAAAAACAAAACGGGGAUAUUUCAUUAGAUCCUCUUCUACACCAAAUACAGUGUUUACGGGAUACCUGGGCAUUUUUAAUCUUUUUUUUUUCUUCACCAAACUCUUUUAUAAAAUCCUAUAUUUUUGUUAAUGUAAUUGGCCUUGUCAUAUAGAGCAUCAGUGUAGACCCUCUUUGAUGAUUUUAUAAUACAUCACAAUACAAGAGUUGGGACUUGAUAUUUUUCUAUUAAUUUGACAUAUAUUUAAUUGAAAGCUGCACAAAGACGCUAUAUUUUUGUUGAAACUGAUAAACUAUUGUUUUUGUAAAUACACACUUUAAAUUCUGAAUUUGAUGCAUUCUGUUUUUAUUUACACAGCAUCACAACUUUUUAAAAUUGGGGUAGUAACUGAGGACCAGAUGUAUUACAAACAAGAAAAAUAAAAAGUCAAAAUGCCAAGGUAUCCCUUUAAAAUGGUUGUUCAACAGGUUUUCCGGUUACAUUAUCUUCUUAUGCAUCUACCUCUUUUCUAUCUGAAGCCGUUGCUCACUCUUUAAAGUAUAAACCACAUUUACAUCAUUUCACAUAAAACAUAACAAAUGCUUCCAUCUUUAUGACCAUUCUGAUAGGAGUUGUUCAGUGUAUUAUGGUUAAAUGGCUGUGCAGAGUUGUUAGGAUUUUUUUGAAAGCCAACUGUGAUGUUUGAAUAAUUGUACUGACAGACCAAUCGUUCCCCCGCCCUUAAACCUUCACAGAUACAACCAACUGGUUAUAAAGGAUAAUGAACAAACAAAUACCAUUUAAUAAUAUUGAAAGCAGAGGGUUUUGAAGAUAGUGGUGGCGGGGAUGUUAAAUAUUCAAAUCACUAUAUUUUUUUCACAGUUUAUGUUGAAAACUGUCAGGUACAUUUGUGUCCUUGUUGAGGGGGGACUUUUACAAUUAAAAGUUGUUUUAUAAGAAA